Seminavis robusta is the source of this 1624-nucleotide messenger RNA. The record is from the annotation of a GenBank genome assembly. NCBI's taxonomy places the organism in Eukaryota, Bacillariophyta, Bacillariophyceae, Naviculales, Naviculaceae.
CGGGAGUGCAGGUUUGACGCGACUAACGAUCAAAAAGAUCCUCAAAGAGCCUCUUUCCUUGGAGAGGAAAAGAUUGGCAAGAGGAUUGUGGAGCUUUGGCUCAACCUCUCACAAAUCAAAAAAUCAAAAACACAAACAACAACACAACAACACAAACAGAAAAGCAAAACACUACCAUGAAGCUUCCCACGCAGCGCCUCCUCAGCGACAAGACCUUUUUUAUUGAAUUCCAAGGCUACCUUUCGAACCAUGGCAAGCACGCCAUUGUGGCCUUGGACAAGUUGGAAGCCAAGCCCGAACGGAUCCAAGGCUAUUGGGAUAUGUACACCAAGCUGACUCCGUACAGUUUGGAAAUCGAAAAGGUUCCCACUCCUUGGGAUCAGGUCGCACCCAUUGCUGGUCUCGACGAAUGGAAGGCAUUGCGUGGCAAAAAGGAAAAAUGGCAAGAAAUGUGUGUCUAUUUGGAACAAGAACGCGCGAAAAAGAAUGACAGUAUGGAGGAACUUGUACGCUCGUAUGCACCCGAUCUGAUGGGAGGCAUUGUGGGAGCGUUGACACACGGCAUUAUUCACUUUGGAUGGGGACUGGAUGCUGGCAACGACUGGAUGACUACCGAAGGAUUGGCCUAUCUCAAUUUUUGCCAUGUCGGUGUGGACGAAUCCAAAUUCCAGGUGGAUGCCGUGAACGACGCGUCUCCCAUGGCAUCCAUGCUCCGUAUUGCCGAGGAAUAUGAAACGAAAAAUCUCAGAGAAACCUGGAUUGAACCCGUCAAAGCCAAAUACGACAAGACAUUCCAUCCCGAAUUGGUCAAGGCUGGAUUUCAAUGGGAAUUGGCCAAAGUAUUGUCGGAACCUCACAAGGUAGCCACGGAUCUGCCGACAUGGAUUACCAAGGCCACAUCCUCGGAACAACUCUGGAAAGAUUUGUAUCAGACUUGCACAUGGAUCUACUUGGCCACCAAGACCGCUCAAGGCAAUGGUAACUUUGUGAUUUUGCAUUCCUUGACGAGUCUGUGGGCAUUGGAGAAGGUGUGCCGUGUCAUGAACGAUCCUGCCGUGGAACGUCGCGCCGUGAUGCAGUUUUACAGCAGUCUGGUCUGUUUGUUGGCGACGAGUAAUGCUGGAUUCCCGAAGAAGGAAGCAUUGGAGAAAAUUCAAGUAGAGAUUCCCUUGACCAAGCACGACGACAAGGAUAGCUUUGAUUGGUCUCCUGCAGUGGCGGCAGCCUAUGAAGAGAUUGAAGAACACAACAUCAAGUUGGUGUACGUGAUGCGUUCCUUGUGGUCUCGUUACAAUGAAUGGCACGGAUUCUCGGAAGCGGCUCGUACAUUCGUGUUGACACCCCAAAUUGGACCUGUCCAAACGGAGUUCAAGGCUUAAAAUACAAUCAAACAAUCAAUCAAGCAGAUUCGAUUCUGCCAGGAUGGCAUCAAUGUGUCAACAAUACGCAUGGAAACGAACGAAUGAACGAACGAACGAACUAGCUAGACGGCUUGAACUGUAAAAAUGACACGACCAAGAAUAAAAAGUACAAAUCUAAACUAAUCAGGAUCUGAUCAAAGCUACCGUAGCACAUACCGGUAGCAAACGUAGAUCUGAUAUCUAAAACCUGACAUGUAUGCAUG